AUGGCUUCCAAAGAGCUCACAACCUUUUCCGAUUGUCGCUCCCCUCAUACAUUCGCAGACCUCCGCUCCGAAGCACACGCCCAACAGCGCGUCCGAAAGCACCUCAAACGCUACAACAACUUCCGAUCCCUCUCGCCGGUGGAUCUUCCUACCCAUCCGCAGCAGCAAUCACAUUACCUCCCCUCGUGCGCAUCGCGCACAUGUCCGCUUUACAAAUCCACCUACGGCACCUGUGACCACCGGUUCCAAGCCGUCUUCCCCGCUGAUCUUUCCAGCGCGCCCGUCUCCAAAUUCACGCCUCACGAAGCCUACCUCGAAGCACAGCGCUCGAUUCCCGUGCACAACCGCCACAGCCGUAAGCAGCGCUGUAACCGCAAUAAAUGCACGUGGGCGAAGGCGCUGGGACGGAAGGCAGAUGCGCACCUUACGUUUCUGCAAUACACGCGUGAGAUAGUGAGGGUGUGGGGCCGCCUAGACGUACAGCAAGACGAUGAGUGGGUCGAAGACAUCACGCACAGGGAGUGGGAGGGCGGCAACUGGAGCGAGUUUUGCAUGCAACAGGGCGCAACGUGGGACGACGUCUGUGGCUGGGAGUCCUGGAAAGAGCUCGGCGAGACGUUUUCGAAGUGGGGUCAGAGGCGGAUCAAUGAGAUGAGGCAGGUUAAGGAGGAUAGGCUGAGGGCGAAGUUGGCUUCAACGUCGACGGCGCAAUCCCCAAGUACGGAAGGGAGGGUGGACGACUGUCAAGACUUGGCCUCGACUACGGGAGAACACAAGACGGCGCUUAAGACUACACUCCCAACAACGCCCUCCGACAUCAGAGGCCACGAGCGACUCGCAGGCGUCGUCCGGCCUCGAAGCCGACGUAAGAGCGACAAAAUCCCACACAUCAUACACGACUACGGUUUCUUCGAUGAAUACGAGUGGUACUGGCACCGCAAUCUAAACGGCUGCUUCGAACUCACCUCCUGGGCAUCGCAUUCUACCUUCUACAGCCCGUGCUACUGCGAGGCGUACGCCCUAUGUGGGCGGUGGAGCCCUGAGGACCGGUCCCAGCCCUACAUAUUGGACGAAUUCAUCGUCUCUUCUUGUGAGGAUGAAGCGGAGGAUGAAAGGCAGCGGGAAGAGGUCAACGGGCUGUACGAGGACGUUGCAGAUAUGCACGCUGAGGUCACGGACAUGCAAGACGUCGUGGACAGCGCGCAUGAAGAGACGAUGAGGGUGCGCAAGGAAUUGCAUAUAGAGGGGCUGGGAAGCGAUCAGGAGACGGAAGAUGUGUAUGACAGGAUGGUUGAGGUGUGUGGCGAGAUGCACAGACUUCAACGGGGGCUUAAGGACGUUUUAGAUGGGUACAAGGCGAUGUGUGAUGGCGUCAAGGUUUGUAACGCGGUGGAGAAGGACGGCAAUGAAGAUGGAGAGGUUGGUGAGCAUACUGCCGACGACAUCGAGGAGGAUAAUUGGGAUAUCGUCUCUUUAGAUUCGAUGAUUUCGUCGCUUUCGACAUCUUCGUCAUGGAGUAUGGUAGAGAUAGAGGAACAAACAUAG
Molecule: messenger RNA, 1545 nt
Organism: Didymosphaeria variabile
Lineage: Eukaryota; Fungi; Ascomycota; Dothideomycetes; Pleosporales; Didymosphaeriaceae
Exons: 1
Coding region: 1-1545 (514 amino acids)
Source: RefSeq, a predicted model, not a curated record